UGCCUUCCAGUUGCUAGCUCACUUGUCUGCCUGCGAGUAGAAACAUUUAGUUUGGUGGGGAUAGUAGCAGUCGAGGUAGCAGCAGUAGGGUCCUCGUGUGCUGUUUGCCUUCCAGUUGCUAGCUCACUUGUCUGCCUGCGAGUAGAAAUUUUUAGUUUGGUGGGGAUAGUAGCAGUCGAGGUAGCAGCAGUAGGGUCCUCAUGUGUUGUUUGCCUUCCAGUUGCUAGCUCACUUGUCUGCCUGCGCUGAUUGAGGUAUGUCAAUGAGUAGCAGAUCGCUGCGAGAAGUAACGAUGCCAUUAGUAAAAGCCGAUGGAUCUUUCUUUUAACUAGUGCCAUUGCAGGGGAAGAUUCUAGCCUAGUUUAGCUAUCGCGGUGUCUGCUGU
Geodia barretti is the source of this 385-nucleotide messenger RNA. The record is from the annotation of a GenBank genome assembly. Lineage: Eukaryota; Metazoa; Porifera; Demospongiae; Tetractinellida; Geodiidae.